AUGGCCACAACCACAGCGCCAAUUCAUUCUGACACCAAAGUUGCGCUUGCAACCUCAUCCAUGCCCGCAAGCUCCCCCAACAACUGCGCUGCCAAUGGACUCUGUAACCCCUCAUUUCGACCAGCUUCUCCAAUCUCCUCCCCAACUGAACUGACAGGCCUCGUUGAUUGA
Molecule: messenger RNA, 171 nt
Organism: Fusarium graminearum PH-1
Lineage: Eukaryota; Fungi; Ascomycota; Sordariomycetes; Hypocreales; Nectriaceae
Exons: 1
Coding region: 1-171 (56 amino acids)
Source: RefSeq, a predicted model, not a curated record